AUGGGGAGCCCGUUGCAAAGCGCUUAUGACUUCGACCCCAGUUCACUCACCUCACGGCUUAGCAGUCCACCAAACUCGCGGCCCUCGUCACAAGCCUUACGUGGUCACUUCCCUCUUCCUGCUGACCCUAAACUAUGGGGGUCAAACACAUCUCCUGAUCACCCUGAUCCAGACGACUGGCUACACGAACCCGAUCCCAAGAAAGAUCGCAACCUCAACAGCACUGGGCACAUCUUUACUUUCAGGGGCAUAUCAAAUCUUGGAUGUCUUCUUGUUCUCAUACUAUGCAUCCUCGGCCUUUUCGCUGGCUACCCCAUCGCAUCUGCACUUACCUCGCAUCCGCGAUCCAACAAUGGCGGAUCCAACAUCGGCGGUAUCAACGCCAGCGGUCAGGUACCCAAGAUGUUCGGGGACUUUGCCCUGAUCGAUGCAGACACGCCCUCGAGCGCUUACACCUACAAAUCCUUCAAUGACGGGAGCGAGUGGCAGCUUGUCUUCAGUGAUGAGUUCGAGCAGGACGGGCGGACAUUCUGGCCGGGGGACGAUCCGUUUUGGGAGGCGACGAACCUUCAUAAUUGGCAGACCGGCGAUCUUGAGUGGUACCAUCCUUCAGCCGUCGCUACAAACAACGGUGCAAUGGAGAUUACGUUCAGUGAGAAGGAGAUCAACAACCUGGAUUACAUGAGCGCCUCGGUGUCGACGUGGAAUAAGUUCUGCUUCACGGGCGGACUGAUCCUUGCCUCUGUCACACUCCCGGGGUCAAGUUCUGUGAGCGGUAUGUGGCCCGCCAUCUGGACGAUGGGUAACUUAGGUCGAGUGGGAUAUGGUGCUACGCUUGAUGGCAUGUGGCCAUACGUGUACGACUCCUGUGACAUCGGCACUGUCGCGGCUCAAACGCACAACGGUGGCCCUGCAGCCGCAGUCCAUAAUGGAGAUUCGGGCGCGCUGUCUACUCUCCCCGGACAGCGGCUCUCACGUUGCACGUGUCCAGGGGAAAGCCACCCGGGGCCCAAGCACAGCGACGGCACGUUCGUCGGACGAUCAGCGCCCGAAAUCGAUAUCUUUGAGGGUCAGGUGAACGGCGGUUCUCACUCCGGUGCUGUGUCUCAAUCGGCGCAGUGGGCGCCCAUGAAUGCGGAGUAUGAGUGGGACAAGACGGGCAACUAUCAUUUCGCUGAUACUUCAAUCACGGCGUGGAACCCAUACCAAGGCGGUACUUAUCAACAGCCGACGUCGGCCGUCACGAAUUCUAAUUAUUCGUGUUAUGAUCAAGAGAGCGGGUGCUUCGCGACGUACGGCUAUGAGUACAAACCAGGUUACAAGAACGACAGCGCUUACAUCACCUGGAUCAACAAUGGCGUGGAGGCUUGGACAUUUGAAGCUGGCGGCAUGGCAGCGGAUCCGGAAACCGAGGUUAACGAUAGGCCUAUCUCUGAAGAACCUAUGUACAUCAUCGCGAAUGUCGCGAUGGCCACGGGUUUUUCGUUCGUGGACACUGCAAACCUUGUGUUCCCCACGAAAAUGCGAAUCGAUUGGGUACGAGUUUACCAGCCCAAGGACGCCGUCAACGUCGGAUGUGAUCCAAAGGAGUAUCCCACCUCGGCGUACAUCCAACAGUACGCAGAAGCCUACAACAACCCCAACCUUACUACAUGGGUCAAAGAUUACAAGCAGACCAUACCCAAGAACUCGUUCCUUGGAGAGUGUUGA
Molecule: messenger RNA, 1710 nt
Organism: Coniophora puteana RWD-64-598 SS2
Lineage: Eukaryota; Fungi; Basidiomycota; Agaricomycetes; Boletales; Coniophoraceae
Product: glycoside hydrolase family 16 protein
Exons: 13
Coding region: 1-1710 (569 amino acids)
Biological process (GO): fungal-type cell wall organization; (1->6)-beta-D-glucan biosynthetic process
Cellular component (GO): endoplasmic reticulum membrane; plasma membrane
Molecular function (GO): glucosidase activity
Source: RefSeq, a predicted model, not a curated record